Molecule: messenger RNA, 621 nt
Organism: Metarhizium acridum CQMa 102
Lineage: Eukaryota; Fungi; Ascomycota; Sordariomycetes; Hypocreales; Clavicipitaceae
Source: RefSeq, a predicted model, not a curated record
AUGGCCUCUAUAAACGAUCUUGCCACCGCGGCAAUGGCCUCGGAUACACCGUCUGAUGUGAAACGCGGCGCCUUCAUCGUGCUGGAGGGCUUGGACCGCAGCGGCAAGACGACGCAGGUGAAGCUUUUGGAGCAGCGCGACCAGAUCAAAUCCCUCGUUGCGGCGGGCACAAUCGUGAUAUCGGACCGCUUCUACCACUCGGGCAUCGUGUACUCUGCCGCCAAGCUUAACCCUUCGCUGCCGCUGUCGUGGGCGCGCGCACCGGAGCGCGGGCUGCCGCGUCCAGACCUAGUCCUGUUCCUGGAUCUCGACGAGGAGACGGCCAGGGCGCGCGGCGGCUGGGGCGGCGAGCUCUACGAGAAGGCGGAGAUGCAGAGGAGGGUGCGGGAGCUGUUCUGGGGUCUUAGCAUGGGCGGCAAGGACAUCCAGGGACAGGAGAUGCUGGCCGAGCUAGGGGGACUGGAUGGCGCGCAGUGGAGGCAGGAGGAGGAGGACCUGGUGGUGGUUGAUGCGGCAGGGAGCGUGGAGGAGGUGGCGGACAGGAUUUGGGCUACGGUGGAGGGGAGAGUUGCGCAGGUUGAGAGGGGGGAGGUGGGCAGGACGGUGAGGAUUGUGCAGUAG